AUGGAGGGGAAGUCUGGAACUACGUUCACAAAGGAAAAUCAGAAUGAAGGAGCAAGGGUCCUUGUAAAUUGUGAUAACUGCAUUAUGGUCCUUGUUGGUUCAAAGGCAAACCUAAAUGCUUUAAGUGUGAAAGUUUGGUCACUUGGCAAAGGAUUGCAGUGGGAAGCCACCUCAGGCAGCUCAUUAGUCAAACACAUGGAGAAGAAUGGACAAUGUUCUAUGCUUGUCAUGUUGCCUCUGCAAUCAAGAACAGUAGGUGUGAUGGGAGCUGGAGAUCUUGUUCAAGCCAUUGUAAAGGCACUCUAA
Prunus armeniaca (apricot) is the source of this 306-nucleotide messenger RNA. The record is from the annotation of a GenBank genome assembly. Lineage: Eukaryota; Viridiplantae; Streptophyta; Magnoliopsida; Rosales; Rosaceae.